Molecule: messenger RNA, 1044 nt
Organism: Ruditapes philippinarum (Manila clam)
Lineage: Eukaryota; Metazoa; Mollusca; Bivalvia; Venerida; Veneridae
Exons: 1
Coding region: 64-1044 (326 amino acids)
Biological process (GO): DNA integration; DNA recombination
Molecular function (GO): DNA binding
Source: RefSeq, a predicted model, not a curated record
AAGAUUAUUAUAUAUGGUAAUAUUUUUUCAGGUGUUGGCUUAAAAUCUACGUUGAAACGUAAAAUGCAGGAUGCUGGAGUUUAUAGCAGCGAAAUGGACACUAUUGCUAGCAAUAUGGCAGGCUAUUUACUGCAGUCACGUGCUGAUAGUACUACAACUAAAUAUAAACAUUGUUUUACUUUAUUUGAGGAAUAUUGUAAAGUGAAUUCGCUUACAGCAAAACCCGCACAAUCAAUCAUUGUUGCCAUGUAUUUGGUAAAUUUAUUGGAUCAAGGGAAAUCGUAUCACGUUAUUUCAUCUGCAUUUUAUGCAAUUAAAUGGGUGCAUAGAUUAAAUGAUCAACCAGAUCCUACGGACAGUAACAUUGUACAAAACUUGUUAGAAACAGCGAAAAGAAUUCGUUCUACACCAACUUCUAAGAAAGAUGUUGUUGAUACAGAAAUGUUAAAAACUUUAUGUGCUUUGUACCAGAAUUCCACAGAUGUUUUAGAAUUAAGAGAUUUAUCAAUGAUUUUAAUUGGUUAUGCUGGAUUUCUUAGGUUUAAUGAAUUGAGUAAUUUAUUGUGGAAGGAUGUUGAUUUCAAAAUAGAUCAUAUUGUUUUAAAGAUUCAAAAAAGUAAGACCGAUAUUUAUAGAUCGGGUAAAGAAGUUUUAAUAGCUAAAGGUUGUUCGGUUGCAUGCCCGUAUUCAAUGUUACAAAGGUAUAUGACAGCAGCUCAUUUGUCUGUUAUUUCAGAUAGUUAUCUUUUUAAGCCAGCGUUUAGAUCAAAGGGUAAAUCAUCACUUAUUAAACUCAACAAAAAAUUAAGUUAUACAAGGGCUAAAGAAUGCAUUGUGAAAAAGCUUAAAGUAGUUGCUCCGUCUCUUAAAUUAGGAACACAUUCGUUAAGAGGAAGUGGUGCUACCAUGGCCGCAAACGCUUCCGGCGUUUCCGAUAGAUGUCUUAAACGUCAUGGCCGUUGGAAAACAGACGUAGCAAAAGACGGGUAUAUUAAAGAUUCUGUUGAGAAGAGAUUAUACGUUACUAAAUCAUUAAAGAUGUAA